AUGGGCCAGAGCACGAAUCCCGAGACGAAUGGCUUUUUAUCUUGCGAUCGGGUAGAUGCCACUCUUGCGGAAAUUGCAGCGAAUAUGACAAGCAAGGAGACCGGGAAUAAGAAUGGCAACACAUAUCAGACUUUUGGUGGUGUUAUGGGCUGGCAGUACUGUAAUUCAUUGCCAGGAGGGACUGAGAAGCCGUGGAUGUGGGCUAAAGAUAUAUCUCAGCUGAUGCGGAAGCAUUUUCAUAAUGUUGAAGAGGAGGAAAAUGUCUAA
Messenger RNA from Penicillium odoratum, 267 nucleotides. Its product is annotated as glycoside hydrolase family 18 protein. The coding region runs from base 1 to 267 and encodes 88 amino acids. The record is from RefSeq and is a predicted model, not a curated record. Lineage: Eukaryota; Fungi; Ascomycota; Eurotiomycetes; Eurotiales; Aspergillaceae. The transcript has a single exon.